Molecule: messenger RNA, 1279 nt
Organism: Eurytemora carolleeae
Lineage: Eukaryota; Metazoa; Arthropoda; Copepoda; Calanoida; Temoridae
Product: long-chain-fatty-acid--CoA ligase ACSBG2
Exons: 7
Coding region: 96-509 (137 amino acids)
Cellular component (GO): membrane; endoplasmic reticulum
Molecular function (GO): long-chain fatty acid-CoA ligase activity
Source: RefSeq, a predicted model, not a curated record
UUCUGAUAGUUGGUGGGCGGAGCAAGGAGAUUAUUGUGACAGGGGGCGGGGAGAACGUUGCCCCAAUACCUAUUGAAGACGCCAUAAAGGCACAGAUGCCGGAAGUGAUUUCUAAUGUGAUGGUUGUUGGAGACAAGAGGAAACAUCUUGCAGCAAUAGUUACCAUCAGGAGUCAGCUGGAUGCCCAGGGCCAGCCUACUGAUAUCCUUCAUCCAGAUGUCAAGAAGUGGGCCGAAAAUCUUGGUGCUGAAGCUGAAACCAUCUCGGAGCUUUUAGAGGAUGAAGAAGAGGUUCGUCUUGAGAUCCUAGCUGGAAUUCAGAAAGUGAACAGAAAGGCAGUCUCUAAUGCUCAGAAGGUUCACAAGUUUAUGAUUGCUCCAAGGGAUUUCAGUCUCGCUGGAGGAGAGCUUACUCCGACUAUGAAGCUGAAGAGACAUUUUGUCCAGGACUUGUAUGCGAAGCAGAUUGACCGCAUGUACGAGCACGAGACCCAGAGCUCUAUGUGGUAAACAAGAAAACUGUAGAGUAAUCAGAACAUUGCCACCAGUCAUCAGCUAGAGUAACUUUAUCAUGAGCAACAGCUUCAGUAUCAGCAAUAACUUCAUUAACAUCAUUGAAACCUAUAUAAGUUUAUCUCUUUGCUAGUUCAGCAUCACAAACAUACUACUUAAAUUCAUUAAAAACUGGAUUUAAGAUAUCACAAACAUAACUGCUUGAAUUCAUUAAAAACUGGAUUUUAAAAUAUCUCAAACAUAACUGCAUACAUUUAUUAAAAACAUCAAACGUCAGAGCUUCAAAUCAUGUGUUUAGGGAGUCCUACUAUCUCCUCAAUCUACGAAAUGAAAAUUAAAAUUCAAUAAUUGUGAUUAUCAAAACGCUCAUUAAAAUUUGAAACAAUCCUUUCUCGAGAAAAUAAUUCUUUUGAAAUAUAAAAAUUAUUUUUAACACGAUCUUUAGCCUAGUUCUUCUUACAAUUAGUUAUGUACUGAUGCAGCCAACAAAUAUUUAAGUUUUCACUGAAAUUAUGCUAAAAUAUAUUUACUUUUUGUCGGAGCUGAACCCUUUCUGUUGAAUUAUGUUAAAACUUAAAAAAAAGAAAUCAAAAUGUAAGCAAUAUGUUUUGUAACAUGUGGUUCAAUUUAAUUUGAGUCGCAUGACCUCCAGCUUUUAUUUAGUAAAAAGACGAUAGUAUUUAUUAAUUACGUUUAGAGUAUUUUUGAUAAAAGAUCUAGAAUUAUGUUGGAGAACUCUCAUUCGGAAAUAAAUUAUUAGAAACAUA